This is a messenger RNA of Spizellomyces punctatus DAOM BR117, 1645 nucleotides long. RefSeq lists its product as uncharacterized. The record is from RefSeq and is a predicted model, not a curated record. Lineage: Eukaryota; Fungi; Chytridiomycota; Chytridiomycetes; Spizellomycetales; Spizellomycetaceae. The transcript has 7 exons. Bases 97 to 1185 code for a protein of 362 amino acids.
GGGGUUUUUGGGAUUUUUGUAGAUCACGAACGUUUGGGUGCUUUGUUACAUGGUUCAGAACGCAGCAGUGUACAGAUACUGAAUGAUUCAUUGCGUAUGGGAACCAUGUUGCGGCCAUUACUUGUUAUAAAAGUCGUGCAUGCCCCUACCGAUCGCGCAAAAGCUUUCCACCUUGCGACGCUAACCGUGUUGAAGGAGCCCCACUUUACGAGGGAGCAUGUGACGAUUAAGGAUUGGUUUCGUCUCGUGGGAGAUGUGUUUGAUUGGGAGAUGAUUCAGCACGGAAAACUCCCGUAUCGGCUGCACCUCGAACACUCUGCCAAGCGAAGCUCGACACCCGUAAACCCGGAAGGCACCAACGACAUGACCCCACAGCACGGAUAUUUGGAUUUAAUUGUUCGUCUAAAAAAAACAGUUGUAGAGCGCCCGGAACGUCCCCCUUGCAGUGGGGAUUGGUACGAAUGGAUAUGGGGAUGUCUUGCUUUGGAGCGACUGAAGCCAUUGCUGGUGGAUACUGGUGACAAGAAAGUUCCGCCCAAGUCCGCUGCAAAGACCAAGCGCGGCCAGCGUGGACCAAAAGACAUUAUGGAACGCCGUGCCCAAUCGCUUCAACCUCCCAAGGCGGAGACGAGUACCGCCACAAAGCGUCGACGAUGUAGCUCGGCUCCUGAAGCCCGAUCUGCCAAAAAGAUUGCCAUAAACGUUCAGCAAUCGUCCCUACGCGACGAGAUGACGCCGUCGUUACGCGAAAGCCAAUCACCACCUACUCCAAAGCAUAAAGUGGUUGAUAGGUCCUCACGGGACUCUGGUCAAUGCAAGCAGACCGUGUCAGUACCAGCUCAGGAAUGGGGAGGGGGCGGUGGAUCCUUAUGUGACUCCCAUCGGUGGACACAGACGAUAUCAACAAUAGAUCCUGACCUUGCAGUAAACGACCGCUGUGUAAAGGUUAUGUUGGCGAACAGUACCUAUUGGUCUUGGUUGGAUUCCCAAUUGUGCGUGAUUUGGUUAUUGUUACAGGACCCGGACGGAGAGCAGGUGCUUUUCCGCGCCUACCAGGAUGGUUCUAACAGGAUUGCUUCCCUACAACAGACCAAUUACACCCUUGUGGAGGAUCUUAAUGGAAGACUAGGGUGGCUGUCUGAGGUAGGUCUUUGUGCAUAUAUAUAUAUAUAUUAUAAUGUUUGAGAACAUCUUGUUCUCAAACAAUAUACUUAUGGUGCGGGUAGGAUGACCGGGAUGUAGGGGGCCAGAGAUUUGUUUCCUUUGCCAACAAGGAUCUUUGCAAUCAAGUGAUAGACGACACAACCGAUGAAGAUUUUGAGUACGGCAAAGUUCAUGGCGCAGAUACCCACUCUACCCUCCUCUGGGAUUUACCAUCACCACCCAACCUUCCGCCCCAAGCAAGGAUCCCCCGCGAACUUCUCAUCCCGAGCUCUUCCUCAUGGGACAUUCCGCAAGGACAGCGUGUGAUGUUGGAAAGGGCUAUAAAAGACAGCAUUACAGCACUUUACAGGAUAGGAUGCUGUCCAAUGCCUGGAGAACCGAUGGACUGGAACAAUUUGGAUGAAGAAGGGUUCUACACCGUAAGUCCAUUUUGUUCUUUUUGUCAAUAACCCACAACUCUCGAACAAAUGCACGUACUUGC